AUGGAACGAGUGAAUCAGAUAUCACUGUUCUUCUCAUCAACAAAUCUAAACAUACACAAAAUCGGAAUCAGUACUCUACUGAUUAGUAUCGCGUUAGCCUAUGUCUUCAUCCACAGAUGGAAUCAAAGAAAUGUGAAGGGCCCCAAAUCUUGGCCUUUCAUAGGGGUACUCAUCGAACUUCUCAACAACUACAACAGAAUGCAUGAUUGGUUAACUGAGUACUUUGUUGAAUCAAAAACUGUCAAGGUUCCGCUGCCGUUUACGACCUUAACUUUCAUUGCAGAUCCUACAAAUAUUGAACAUGUUCUUAAAACUAACUUCUCCAACUACCCCAAGGGUGAAGCUUUUCGUGCACACAUGGAAGAGUUGCUUGGGGAUGGAAUUUUUAAUUCAGAUGGAGAGAUGUGGAAGCAACAAAGGAAAAUUUCUAGUUUGGAGUUCGCAUCUAGAAACUUGAGAGAUUUCAGCACCACUGUUUUCAGAGACUAUGCAUUGAAUCUCUCUGGCAUUUUGCACCGCUCAUCAACCUGUGACGAGCAAAUUGAUAUGCAGGAACUGUUGAUGAGGAUGACUUUGGAUUCUAUAUGUAAGGUUGGAUUUGGGAUGGAAAUUGGAACUUUGGCUUAUGAAUUACCUGAUAUUCGUUUCGCUAAUGCUUUUGAAUAUGCAAGUAGUACUGUUACUUACAGAUUCGUCAACCCUUGGUGGAGAUUCAAAAGAUUUCUGAAUGUUGGGUCUGAAGCAUUAUUUGUUCAAAGUAUCCAAGUCAUUGACGAAUUUACAUAUAAAUUAAUUCAUAAAAGGAAAGCAGAAUUACAAGAAGCUAAAUCAACUAGUAACAAUGGAUACAAGGUAAUAAAGCAUGAUCUUCUGUCGAGAUUCAUCGAGUUGAGUGAGAGCCAUGACAGUAAUUCAACAGACAAAAGCCUUCGAGAUCUUAUUAUAAACUUUGUUUUGGCGGGACGUGACACAACAGCAGCCACAUUAUCUUGGUCUAUAUACAUGCUCAUGAUAAAUCCUAACGUAGCAGAGCAUAUCUAUACAGAGCUUAUUACAUUUGAAGAAAAUCAAGUUAAGGAAAUGACUGGUUAUGAUUCCGAGCACCCAAAAUCUUUCGCUGAGAAAAUAACACAAUUUGCGAGUCUUCUGUCUUAUGAUUCACUUGCAAAAUUACCGUACUUGCAUGCAACAAUCACUGAGACACUUCGCUUGUAUCCUGCUGUGCCCCAGGAUCCUAAAGGAAUUUUAGAAGAUGAUGUUUUACCUGAUGGAACGAAAGUGAGAGCAGGUGGAUUGAUGAUUACUGUUCCAUAUGUCAUGGGGAGAAUGGUGUACAAUUGGGGACCUGAUGCAACUUCGUUCAACCCUGGUAGAUGGCUCAACGAAGAAGGGCAAUUUCAAAGUGAAUCUCCAUUUAGGUUCACAGCUUUUCAGGCUGGACCAAGAACAUGCCUAGGGAAGGACUCGGCGUAUCUACAGAUGAAGAUGACACUUGCUAUCUUAUGUAGAUUCUUCAAUUUUCAUUUGAUUCCGAACCACCCUGUUAAGUAUACAAUGAUGCCAAGUCUAACUAUGGAGCGUGGUUUGAAGCUUACCGUAACUACCAGGUAA
This is a messenger RNA of Papaver somniferum (opium poppy), 1611 nucleotides long. Its product is annotated as cytochrome P450 704B1-like. The transcript has 4 exons. Lineage: Eukaryota; Viridiplantae; Streptophyta; Magnoliopsida; Ranunculales; Papaveraceae. The record is from RefSeq and is a predicted model, not a curated record. Bases 1 to 1611 code for a protein of 536 amino acids. Gene Ontology annotation, molecular function: oxidoreductase activity, acting on paired donors, with incorporation or reduction of molecular oxygen; iron ion binding; heme binding.